Molecule: messenger RNA, 2784 nt
Organism: Vigna radiata var. radiata (mung bean)
Lineage: Eukaryota; Viridiplantae; Streptophyta; Magnoliopsida; Fabales; Fabaceae
Product: ABC transporter B family member 26, chloroplastic
Exons: 17
Coding region: 54-2306 (750 amino acids)
Biological process (GO): transmembrane transport
Cellular component (GO): membrane
Molecular function (GO): ATP hydrolysis activity; ABC-type transporter activity; ATP binding
Source: RefSeq, a predicted model, not a curated record
CUGAAGCAACCGUAACCAUUUGAUUUCCCUCUUCUUUGUUCUCCAUACUUAUUAUGGUCCACAGCAAUAUACACACUCCUCUCAAGCUCCCACCGUUAUCCCAACCCCAUCUUCCUCUUCCCACGCGCUUCACCACCAUGCCUCUUCUACUCGCUCGCACACCACCAUCUUCACUUCCUCCAAUCCUUCACCACCACCACUACAACAACAACAAUAACCACCUUCUAAUCGCACCUUCUCAGAAGCGCUUCCCUCUCAUUGCAGGGCCAAUUCUUCUUCCCCGGCGCAUUCUUGCAUCAACGCCUCUCAAGUGCGCCUCCAUCAACGGAGUCCCCGUUCGUAACACUCCAGAAGCUUCCACAGAACAAGUCUACGCCGGCGAGUUACUUCAGAGGAUUCGUAAAUGGCUCGACUUUUUACCGUCGAUACUUCCCGGCGGACGGUGGUGGGACUUCUCUGACGACGUUGACGUUCAGCUGGUGGCGCAGCCGGUGACCGUGUGGCGCGCGCUAGGCAAAAUGUGGGAGCUUGUCGCGCGUGACAGAUGGGUCAUCAUCGCUGCUUUCUCUGCUCUCAUUGUUGCUGCUGUUUCGGAGAUUUCUAUUCCGCAUUUCUUGACGGCGUCCAUUUUCUCGGCACAGGGUGCUGACCUUGCUGUUUUUCAUAGGAAUGUGCGCUUGUUGGUUCUGUUGUGCGUGACUUCGGGAAUAUGCAGUGGGAUACGAGGUUGCUGUUUUGGCAUUGCAAACAUGAUUCUGGUUAAGAGAAUGAGAGAAACGCUAUACUCUUCUCUUCUACUGCAGGACAUAUCGUUUUUUGACAAUGAAACGGUAGGUGAUUUGACAAGUAGGCUUGGGGCUGAUUGUCAACAAGUGUCAAGAGUUAUUGGAAAUGAUCUUAACUUGAUAUUGCGCAACUUUCUUCAGGGUGGAGGUUCAUUAAUCUACUUGCUGAUUUUAUCUUGGCCACUUGGUUUAUGUACAUUGGUGAUAUGCUCCAUAUUAGCAGCAGUUAUGUUACGCUAUGGAAGUUACCAAAAAAAGGCAGCAAGGUUGAUCCAAGAAGUCACUGCUUCGGCAAAUGAUGUAGCUCAAGAGACAUUCUCUCUUAUUAGAACUGUACGAGUUUAUGGAACAGAAGAAGAAGAAUAUGGAAGGUAUAAUUGGUGGCUAGGGAAAUUAGCUGACAUCAGCUUGCGACAAAGUGCUGCUUAUGGAGUUUGGAAUUUUAACUUUAAUAUCCUUUAUCAUUCAACUCAGGUUAUUGCUGUGCUAUUUGGAGGAAUGUCUAUUCUAGGGGGUCAUAUCACAGCUGAGAAACUUACCAAGUUUAUUCUAUACAGUGAAUGGUUAAUCUACUCUACCUGGUGGGUGGGAGACAAUAUAUCCAAUUUGAUGCAAUCAGUUGGGGCUAGUGAAAAAGUAUUCCAUUUAAUGGAUCUCUCCCCUAGCAGCCAAUUCACAGAAAGAGGUAUAAAGUUGCAGAGGUUAAUGGGGUGUAUUGAGUUUCUAAAUGUAUCUUUUCACUAUCCUUCGAGGCCAACGGUAUCUGUAGUGCAACAUGUUAGCUUUGCUGUCCAUCCUGGUGAGGUGGUUGCAAUAGUUGGGCUUAGUGGUAGUGGAAAAAGCACAUUGGUGAAUCUUUUGCUCCGUCUCUAUGAGCCUACGAAUGGUCAGAUUUUGGUAGAUGAUAUCCCUAUUCAAGACUUGGACAUAAUGUGGUGGAGAGAGAGAAUUGGAUUUGUGGGCCAGGUUUAUGUCUUCAGGAAGAUAAAAUUCAGCGAAUAUAUAUUUCUUUUCUCUUACCAAAAAUUGUUUGUACAGGAACCCAAACUCUUCCGGAUGGAUAUUAGUUCAAACAUUAGAUAUGGAUGUAGAGAUGUAAAGCAGGAGGAUAUUGAAUGGGCUGCAAAGCAAGCCUAUGCCCAUGACUUUAUCUCAGCACUUCCCAAUGGUUAUGAGACACUUGUUGAUGAUGAUCUGUUAAGUGGAGGACAAAAGCAGCGAAUUGCUAUUGCUAGGGCCCUUCUUAGGGACCCAAAAAUAUUGAUUCUUGAUGAAGCCACAAGUGCACUUGAUGCUGAAAGUGAGCAUAAUGUCAAGGGUGUUCUUCGAUCUGUGAGAAGUGAUUCUGCAACCAGAAGUGUCAUAGUCAUCGCACACAGGCUUUCUACCAUACAAGCAGCUGACAGGAUUGUGGUGAUGGAUGGUGGUCAAAUUGUUGAGAUUGGAAGUCACAGGGAACUUCUCUUAAGAGAUGGUUUAUAUGCACGGUUAACUAGGAAACAGGCUGAUGCCAUGGCAUGAUUUGGGUUUCAAAAGCAGAUAUUCUAUUUUUCUUCUGGCUUCAUUUUAGAGGCAGUACAGUGAGGCAGCAAAUAUUUUUUUUCCUUGUUGCUGAUCAAUGUAUUUAUAGUACCACACAAGAAAAUUGGAAAAGUUCAGCAAAGAAGGAAGCUGCAGAAGUUUUGAUUUAAAAUGCAUAGCGGCUUCAGAAAGAUUUCACUCUAUCAGGUUCCAAGGCAGAUUCAAAAGCAAACGUAACUAAGUUAUUGGCCGUAUUCAUAGUCAAGAUGCUGAGAAGCGUCAGAUGUUACUGCCAAUAACCAUAUAGAUUGUUCAUUUUAUACAUGUAAUUUAGAUUUUAAUUCUUGAUGACAUUUUCUUUGAAAAAUACCACCUGCCCCUGUUUCAUGACACUUUGUACUCAUAAUAUUGAAAUCUAUAAAAUUUGAGUUUUCAAAAAAUGGAGAACUUUUCAUGUUAAGAGAUUAUUGUCAACAAA